Messenger RNA from Tachysurus fulvidraco (yellow catfish), 629 nucleotides. Its product is annotated as ictacalcin-like. The transcript has 3 exons. Bases 164 to 451 code for a protein of 95 amino acids. NCBI's taxonomy places the organism in Eukaryota, Metazoa, Chordata, Actinopteri, Siluriformes, Bagridae. The record is from RefSeq and is a predicted model, not a curated record. Gene Ontology annotation, molecular function: calcium ion binding; transition metal ion binding.
GACCAGGAUGGCAGAGGUUGUUUUGGUAGGGUGAAAAGGAGGAUGGGUCAGUGGAUGUCAGCUGUUGCAUAUAAUGGUCAGUCCAUCCCUCCUGGACUCACUUCCUCCUUCCCUCUCUUCAUCUGUGUUGGUCUAGCUCUCAGCUCACAAACUUAAAGCCAUCAUGUCCAAGUCGUCCCAGCUGCAGCAAGGAAUGGCAAUGCUCAUCGCUACCUUUCAUAAAUACUCUGGCAAGGAGGGAGACAAACUUACUCUUUCCAAAGGAGAGCUACAAGACCUGCUCAAAAAUGAGAUGGCAGACAUCUUUGGCAAAACCACAGAUAAAACGGCACUGGACAAGAUAUUUAAGGACCUAGAUGCUAAUGCGGAUGGUUCUGUUGACUUCCAAGAGUAUAUCACCCUUGUGGCCUGCAUUACCAUGCUGUGCAACGAAUUCUUCACACAAAAGUAAUACAUGGCUGACCCAUAACAACCAAAACAAUGUAAAACACACCAUUUGUUUAUGUAUAUUUUUUGUUAUUUUGAUAAACAGAAAAAAAAUGUUUGGCAUCUUACAAUGAUAAACGAAUGGAACAGAUUGUUUGAAAUAAACUAUUUUAAUACGAAUUAAAGAACUGUGUUGAAUAAAA